Molecule: messenger RNA, 2064 nt
Organism: Lodderomyces parapsilosis
Lineage: Eukaryota; Fungi; Ascomycota; Pichiomycetes; Serinales; Debaryomycetaceae
Gene: CRN1
Product: Crn1p
Exons: 2
Coding region: 1-2064 (687 amino acids)
Biological process (GO): actin filament organization
Molecular function (GO): actin filament binding
Source: RefSeq, a predicted model, not a curated record
AUGAGUGGAAAGUUUGUCAGGGCAUCCAAGUAUCGCCAUGUUUUUGGACAAGGUUCCAAACGGGAAUUGUGCUAUGAAAAUCUCAAAAUAACAAAAAACGCAUGGGACUCCAAUAUCAUUCAAACUAAUGGAAAAUACAUAUCAGCAAAUUGGGAUGCUUCUGGAGGUGGUGCAUUUGCAAUUAUCCCGGUUGAGGAAGUAGGUAAAGCUCCCGAUAAAGUUUCGUUGUUUAGAGGACACAAGGGUCCUGUUUUGGAUACUGCAUUCAACCCAUUUGAUGUACAAGAGGUUGCAAGUUGUUCGGAUGACGGGAAGAUUUUGAUUUGGAAAAUUCCCAAAGAUUACUCAUUCCACCAUUAUCUUGAUGAAGAUGAGGAAAUUAAGGAUAUCACCGAACCCGAAAAGGUGUUGCUGGGGCAUACAAGAAAAGUCGGAUUGAUUGAGUACCAUCCUUGUGCUGCGAAUGUUUUAGCAUCAAGCUCUUUGGACUAUAGUGUCAAAAUAUGGAAUACUGAAACUGGAAAAGAUGAAAUUACCUUGCAACACAAGGACUUGGUGACAUCUUUUGCUUUCAACUAUAAUGGAUCUUUAUUGGCUACCACAUCCAGAGACAAGAAACUUAGAAUUUGGGAUAUAAGGUCAGGAAAAGUGUUAUCUGAAGGUCCCGGACAUACGGGAGCCAAGCCUUCUAGAGUAAGAUGGUUAGGAAACACAGACAGGGUAGUAACAACUGGGUUUUCCAAGUUGUCAGAUCGUCAAGUUGGGGUUUGGGACAUCCAACAUAUUGAUGAAGGACCAAUUGGUGGAUUCAUGGUGAUUGAUGCAUCAUCAGGUGUUUUAAUCCCUUACUUUGAUCCUGAGAACUCAAUAUUGUACCUCGCUGGGAAAGGUGAUGGAAACAUUCGUUAUUAUGAAUAUGACAAUGACAUCUUGCAUGAGUUAUCCCAGUAUGCUUCUACUGACCCCCAAAGAGGAUUCGCUGUUGCACCAAAACAUUCGGUCAACGUGAAAGAAAAUGAGGUGGUGAGAGCUUUCAAGACAGUUUUAGAUACACUGAUUGAACCAAUAAGUUUUAUUGUCCCUAGAAGAUCGGAGUUGUUUCAACUGGAUAUAUAUCCAGAUUGUCCUUCAACCACGCCUGCUUUAAGUGCACAAGAAUGGUUCGAUGGUAAGGAGGUUAAUGGACCGGUUUUGAUAAAUAUGGAGGCUAUCUACGAAGGAACGGAACCAAGGUUGAAAGAUAGUAAACCUGUCACCAAAAUAUCAGAGGCUAAGGAGGCUAAGAACAAAGACUUGGAAAAACAAAAGGAAGAAGCGGGUAAGAAGAAAAAGGAGAAGGAGGAGACAUCAAAGGAGAAGGAAAAGGAAAAGGAGACACUGAGUGGAAACAAGUCUGAUUCAACGAAAGGGCAGAGCCACUCCACUGAAACUGUUUCUUCUUUGAGCGGUACACCUGACAAAAAUGUGGAUGAAUUGUUACAGAGCUCCAACGAAGUUGGUGAUUUGCUAAACAAAGUGGCCGAACAAUCAGAUGACGAGGAUGCAAGUGGCGCAGACGAAACAAGGGACGAUGGAUGGGAAGAAGUGAAGAAGCCCGAAGCUAAGUCGGCCUCACCUGUUGAGAGGGACUCGAAAGAGGCAAAAGAGAUUGAAAGUGAAAGGAGUGGAUCAUCCUCCACUGAAAAAGCUUUGAAGGAAGAAUCCGCAGAGCCCGAAUCCAUGAAACCUGUAUCAACUUCUCUCGAACCUAAAGCAGUCAAACCCGAUGAAAGCAAUGCGACGAAAACAACUCCAGAGCCAGAGAAGAUUAGCGAAAAGAGUUCCAAUGUGAAGGACACCGACGUAUCCGAAGAAAAGGACAAGCAAGAGAAGAAAAACCUUGACGAUGAAAAGUCCACAAAGUCUAGCACAACAAGACCUACAUUGGCGUCUACUAUAGAAAAAUUAUCCAAUUUGGUGUCACAAUUUGAGUCGCAAAUCGUCAAAUUAGAGCAAGCCAACUUAGACAAGGACGAGAGAUUGAAAAUUUUGGAGGAGAAGAUUGAGACGUUGCUUAAGAAGUAA